Messenger RNA from Drosophila obscura, 759 nucleotides. It is a transcript of the gene Ilp2, whose product is annotated as probable insulin-like peptide 2. The transcript is spliced from 2 exons. Gene Ontology annotation, molecular function: hormone activity. The coding region runs from base 126 to 554 and encodes 142 amino acids. The record is from RefSeq and is a predicted model, not a curated record. Gene Ontology annotation, cellular component: extracellular region. Lineage: Eukaryota; Metazoa; Arthropoda; Insecta; Diptera; Drosophilidae.
CAGCAACAGUUACGGCUUAGCCAGAACAGGAGACAGGCAGAACAGAACCACCAUAAUCCGGCAGUUCAUAAAGCAUCCAACAAAUCCCACUAUCCACCAACCACCAUCCACUCACAGCCAUAGCCAUGAGCAAGAUAGUGUCGAUAUCCGUUGUCCUGGUGCUCCUGGCUGUGACCCUGUCCAGUGUCGUUGCGGACAGCAUGUAUAUGCGGGACCAGAGCAACCAUGUCCUGUGCAGCUACAAGCUGAACGAGAUGCUGUCCAUGGUGUGCAAGGAGUUCAACAGUGUCCUGCCCCACAAGCGUGGCAUGCCUGCCGCCACCGAACUGGAUCCCCUCGAUCCCAUCCAGUAUGUGGAGGAAAAGGAGGGCACGCCCUCCGAUCUAUCGAUGCUCUAUCCGCUCUUCGGUGGCCGCUUUUAUGGCGGCGAAGAUGCUCUAAGCUCCCUGACCGCUGUGCGCCGUCGCACUCGGCAGGGCAUCGCCGACAGAUGCUGCCGCAAGCCUUGCGACAUCGCCGUUCUAAAGGAGUACUGCUCCAUCCCCAAUUACUAGAGACCUCCCCAGCAAUGAUCCAGCACCGAACCCGAACACUCCCGCCCAAACCAACCCAACCCAAAACCCAGACUGGCCCUGUUUCUCCAUACGAUACGAUACGAUACGGAUAGUACGAGUAUUACGAAUGAUGUUUAAUGUUUUAUUGCUUGUUGCAUGUUAACUACAUAUUAUAAACGAUCGAAAUAUAAAUAGAUAGAAUAUA